Plectropomus leopardus (leopard coralgrouper) is the source of this 2008-nucleotide messenger RNA. The record is from RefSeq and is a predicted model, not a curated record. Lineage: Eukaryota; Metazoa; Chordata; Actinopteri; Perciformes; Serranidae.
ACGAGCUAACUUCAAAAAUGCCGAAAUAUCCGGAGGAACAGAGAAACGUGAGUGUACCCCCUCCUGCUCGCUGGGUGUGGAGUGAUGAAACUCGGUCCGUGGAGUUUCUCAGUUCUGGUCCAGCAGAGGAGGGUGUUUUGAGGAAAAGGAGGAACACUAAUGUCAAUUUCAACGAUCUUCAACAGCGAUCAGAGUGGUUAGCUGAGAUCUGCACAGUCAACCGUAGAGGGCGCCAAAGCAUCACAAAGUGCCUGAGUCAUGCUCAUCCGAGUCCUGCUCAUCCGAGUCCUGCUCAUCUGAGUCCUGCUCAUCUGAGUGCUUACAGGGCCUCAGUGAUGAAGAGGCAAAGGGACCACAUCACCAUUGACGAUGUUAAACAGGUCGCCGUCAGUUUGCUACAGGAGAAUUAUUCGCUUCCCAUUCCCUUCUGCUUCUUGGCUGUAUUGAAGAGUAAAGAGCUCGAUGAAGUCCUGACUGCUCUUCUGCUUUAUCUGAGUUGUUUCUUUGAACACAAAUCUCUGGAGAACACACCAAAGUCUUUAAUGGCUGCAGACGUCACCACAGAGUACAAGCUGAUGACAGGGGCCUCUGCCAAAAAAGCGAUGGCUCAAAAGAAGCUGGCUGUUUGCUACUUCAGCCUAAUCAUGGACCUGAGGAUGGAACAGCAUGAACACACGUCAUAUCACAAGGGCCGGACGCUGUCAAACAGGACAGAAUGGCUGCUGCAUGCGUGCUUGUACAGCUUUUUCUGCUUUGUGGCCUGGGUGACGUUUGGCAGGAAGGACUUGAGGGACAUACAAGAGGAGGUGGGGCGUCUUUUGUACUCCGACACCUUCAACACGGCAGUGAGGAGAAGAACUGAUGAGGACUCAGAAGUGACCUUCGCUGAUGUUAAUGGUUCAGUGAAGACGGGAGAGGGUGACCCCAAGGAGACGGGACGUAAUAGCACACUCAGGCACGUUAAGGCGCAGCAAAGAAUGUCACAGAGUCGUCCGGCCCUCAGCAGUUUAGUUAAUCAGCGAUCCCCACUGAUGGUAUCUCUGCUGCCCUCGCCCCAAGAACGCUCACCCCAUCUGUUCCUCGGCAGCCGGGUCAGGAGACAGAGCCCACUGCAGGCUGAGUGCUGCGACACCAAGGCCCUGACGGAGGAGCUCGACCAGCAGCUGGCCAGUGUCAGCUUUGGGAUUCUUGGCAAGCCAUCGAGCCAGUUCAAUCACAGUACCUUGACACCUUACGAAGAACAGAAAAACAACUGAAAUGAGGAUGACGACCAUGAGCCACAGAGUGAUGUUAAUAACAAUAGUGAGGAUCAUCGUGGCAUCUACAUUCGAGGUAGCAGGUCAUCUUUAAUGUGUAACAAGUUAACAGGCCUUACCAGACAUAGCAGCACCACUCACGCAAACGCUAAAAGCUCUGCAGCUACCAUUGAAGCAGUGACCUCCGAUACUGAAUGAUGUGGAUGUGUGAGAGUAGCAGAUUGUUUGUUGUGUGCGUGAUAAUAACACAGACACUGCGUGUGUCCUCCAAAUGCUUUCCUCAGCACAGGGUCAAAAACAGAGAGAAAGACUCAGGUAGCUCAUGUGUGGCUCAUUUACAGAAGCACCUUCCUGCCUGCCUGUGUGCCACACACACACACACACACGUCGGGAUUGGCCUCUGAAUUUAAAUCAGUUUCUUAUUUGCCAGCUGGUGGUGCUGUUGAAUAAAAUAUAAUGAAAUCCAUAACAACUUUGAAGGUCUGCACUUUCAGUACAGUCUGAAAUAUAUUCACUUCACAUAUGAAAAUGAAGGAAGUCCAGCACAUUGCAUGCAUUAUUCAUGUCGGAUGAUAUGUAUUUGGGAAAUCAAAUUAUGCAGUCUUUACACAGAGUUUAUUUGUCGUCCUGAUCAGUGUUCACCUUUUUUGUGGUUACUGUAGAUCAUUGAAGGCGUCCCUUAGACCACUGAGUCAUUGUGAGUCCUUGUGCUGCAACAGGCUGACAGUAACAUGACACACACACACACACAC